This is a messenger RNA of Racocetra persica, 129 nucleotides long. The record is from the annotation of a GenBank genome assembly. NCBI's taxonomy places the organism in Eukaryota, Fungi, Glomeromycota, Glomeromycetes, Diversisporales, Gigasporaceae.
AGGUUAAUAUUGUCUGAAAUGAGUAAGAUAGUUAGAAAAAGAACUGAAAGCGCAUCGUGGCCACAGUUUGCGAAAGUUGCCAGUAUAUGGUGGACGGCCUACUAUGAACAUCCUUCUUUUUCUAACUAA